AUGGAGGCUUCCGGAGUCAGCAGCAAAAGGCCUGCGUGUGAUAAUUGUAAAGACAGAAAGCGCGUCCUCAUCUCGCCCCGCUAUGAUGAGGCCAUUGAAAGUGUUGACCGCUCGCUGAAGGAAGUGUCGCAGGCGGUGCAGCAGCUACUCGAAAUCAACAAGCUAAAGUCGAACUCAUCACCACUCGUCUCCCCAACAUCCUUCAUCGGCAAUCACUCCCCCAACAUUCCAGACCUUUCUGAGGGAUACAGAGGCGAAUCUUCAUUUAAAGCGCAUGUUCACCGGGUCACGGAUGCACUCAAGGAUGCAGCUGCAGACCUAGAGUCGACCUUGGGCGACGAUUCGGCGCUCUCUGCGACCGUGCAAAGGAUCAACCAGGCUACGGGCAGUGAAGAGAGUAGUCCCGCUCACAUCGGCAACUCUCCAUUGACCGCGCAAGCCCAGCAUCCCGAGUUGGAGGGCAGGAGCCUUCCGUCGACUGAGCGCGUUCUGAAGCUCGUUCGACUGUGUCAGACUGAAAAGCAGCGGUUUUUCAUCGACGUCCCCGUGAUUGACGAACAAGAGUUUGGUGAGUAUUGCCAAAAAGUUUGCUUUGCUAUCACCGACUUUUCUACUGUGGAUUGGAUCAUUGUCAACGCCGGUUUGUUUUUCUUGCUCCAAGGACUCAAACGCCAUCAUUAUCCCCUGAUCGACAUCAACGAGUCAGACAUCGAGGCGUACUCUCAACUCCUCAAGGCCAACCUUGAAGCUGCGAUACAGUCUUUGAGACUUUGCAGCGACCCUUCUAUACAAGCAUGCCAAGCUCUAGCAGUCCUGUACACGUUUUGUAACAAAGUAGGCCAAAGUACACUUGCAUGGCAGCUCAUAUCGGCCGCGUCGAGGAUGUGCAUCGACCUCGGUUGGCAUAGACUACCUAGCAAUGAGCCAGAGUUCUCAAAAAGGCGACAAGUGUUUUGGCAUGUUUAUGUCCACGACAAAAGCAUGGCUUUUACAAUGGGCAGGACACCGUCGAUUCAUCCCUAUGAUGUCUCCACUGAGCGGUCGUCCAUUCCCAAAGACUGCGUUCCGGGUGUGCCAGUACAUCUUUAUUCUGGAUUCGUCGAGUACGCGUUUAUUGUUGGCGAUAUGCACGUUGAGCUAUUUUCUGCUUCAGCGCUUCGACAGCCACUAGAGACACGAAGCCAGAAUGCCAAGUCGGUGAUUUCCAAAUUGCUUGAAGUCAACACGCGUAACAAACAGUCUAUCGGACAUAACCCUCCCGACGACGAUCUCUAUAAGGCGCUUGCCGUGCUGCUCGACUUCAUGAUGUACGGUCUUGUCACGAUAGCUUAUCGUGUCAUCCCAUGCGAUGAAGCAAGCGAUAGUCCACUGAAAUGCAGCAACGAAUGCACGGAGGCUGCUCGAAGUGCCCUUCGUACAAUUGUGAGGGCAUUCGAAUCCUGGGGCCAUCUCAGAAUCACUGGAUGGACAAUGCUCCUCAACAUGAUGUUCUCUCUAGUACCCUUUGCCAGCUUUGUAGUGCUCGCGGGACACACCGUGGCAACGGCGUCCGAAGAGGACCUAACACUCCUCUGCAGCGCAGUCUCUGCCAUUGAACCCACAUCAAUCAGCUCGCCUUCAGCCAAGAAGCUGUACGAUGUGUGUAAGACGUUCUAUGAGCUCGCUAGCUUUGCUGCCAAGCGAAGAUCCUUGAUAAGCAAGAGGCCACCGCAUACAGAGCAGGUGUAUGGACAACGGGAACUUGGGGAUAUUCCUUCUCUACCGGAGGUCAAUUUCGCAGUACCUCCGUACGAUCACAUCAUGGCUCCUCAAGACUGGGACGCCGUGAUGAAUGAGUUUGAUCUGGGCACUGGAGCCAGCGCUAUGGCUUCCUUUGUAGAACCUUACAUACCUUUUGAUGGUAGAUUGCCCUGA
Messenger RNA from Colletotrichum abscissum, 1914 nucleotides. RefSeq lists its product as uncharacterized. The coding region runs from base 1 to 1914 and encodes 637 amino acids. The record is from RefSeq and is a predicted model, not a curated record. NCBI's taxonomy places the organism in Eukaryota, Fungi, Ascomycota, Sordariomycetes, Glomerellales, Glomerellaceae. Gene Ontology annotation, molecular function: DNA binding; zinc ion binding. The transcript has 7 exons. Gene Ontology annotation, biological process: DNA-templated transcription.